AUGGCGGAGGCAGUGGAGCGCACGGACGAGCUGGUGCGCGAGUACCUGCUGUUCCGCGGCUUCACGCACACGCUGCGGCAGCUGGACGCCGAGAUCAAGGCGGACAAGGAGAAGGGCUUCCGGGUGGACAAGAUCGUGGACCAGCUGCAGCAGUUAAUGCAGGUGUACGACCUGGCUGCCUUGCGGGAUUACUGGAGCUACCUGGAGCGCCGGCUCUUCAGCCGCUUGGAGGACAUCUACAGGCCCACCAUCAACAAGCUGAAAACCAGCCUCUUCCGCUUUUACCUCGUCUACACGAUCCAGACCAACAGGAGCGACAAGGCCCAGGAGUUCUUUGCCAAGCAGGCCUCUGAGCUCCAGAACCAGGCCGAGUGGAAGGAUUGGUUUGCCCUGCCUUUCCUGCCCUCCCCGGACACCAACCCCACCUUCGCCACCUACUUCUCACGGCAGUGGGCUGACACCUUCAUCGUGUCCCUGCACAACUUCCUGAGUGCCCUGCUGCAGUGCAUGCCCGUUCCUGUGAUCCUGAGCUUCGAUGCCGAGUGCCAGAGGACCAACCAGGUCCAGGAGGAGAAUGAGCUGCUGCGGCAGAAGCUGUUUGCCCUGCAGGCGGAAGUCCACCGGCUGAAGAAAGAGGAGCAGCCUCCAGAGGAGGAGGUGGCCACUUUGGUCCAGCACAAGCUACCUCCCUACGUCUCCAACAUGGACCGCCUGGGGGACUCGGAGCUAGCCAUGGUGUGCAACCAGAGGACCACCGGCCUCUCCCAGUCACCGCGAGGGGGCUUCCUGUCUUCGCUGCUGCCUCACAGUAAGAAGAGCCCCUCGAGACUGUCACCGGCCCAGGGACCCCCGCAGGCCCAGAGCACCGCCAAGAGGGAGCCUGCAGGCAGCCAGGCAGCCAAAGGGAAGGAUCUGGUAUCUGGGGCCAAAGACGGGAAGGGCCUCUUCAGCGGGCUGGGCGCUGGGGAGGCCAGCUGGCCACAGCCCCGGCAGCGGCGCCUGCAGGACCACAGCAAAGAGCGCAAGGAGCUGUUCUCGACCACCUCUGCCCAGCAGAGCGCAGAGAAGAAGCCAGAUGCUGGUGGCACGGAGGUGGAGCCUAGCCCUGAGCCCCACCCAGAGCUGGCAGAGGCGCCCAUGCGGGGCCCUGAGGGCAGCCGCUCUGAGCAGCCCUUCAUCGUGCUGGGCCAGGAGGAGUACGGGGAGCAUCAUUCUUCCAUCAUGCACUGCAGAGUGGACUGCUCGGGGAGGAGGGUGGCCAGCUUGGACGUGGAUGGGGUCAUCAAAGUUUGGUCCUUCAACCCCAUCAUGCAGACCAAAGCAUCCUCCAUCUCCAAGUCCCCGCUGCUCUCCCUGGAAUGGGCCACCAAGCGGGACAGACUGCUCCUCCUGGGCAGUGCGGUGGGCACUGUCCGCCUCUACGACACGGAAGCCAAGAAGAACCUGUGUGAGAUCAACAUCCACGAAGACAUGCCCAGGAUCCUGUCUCUCUCCUGCAGCCCCAACGGGGCCUCGUUCGUCUGCUCGGCUGCAGCCCCGAGCCCCGCCUCGCACCUGGACGUGCUGUCCCCCGACCUCGGCAGCAGGGGUGGGAACCAGGUCCCGGGCCGACUGCUGCUCUGGGACACCAAGACCAUGAAGCAGCAGCUUCAGUUCUCCCUGGACCCGGAGCCCAUUGCCGUCAACUGUACAGCCUUCAAUCACAACGGGAACCUGCUGGUCACUGGUGCAGCGGACGGAGUCAUCCGGCUGUUUGACAUGCAGCAGCACGAGUGCGCAAUGAGCUGGAAGGCCCACAGCGGGGAGGUGUGCUCCGUGGAGUUCAGCUACGACGAGAACACUGUGUACAGCAUCGGCGAGGACGGCAAGUUCAUUCAGUGGGACAUCCACAAGAGCGGCCUGAAGGUAUCCGAGUCGAGCCUGCCCCCCGAUGCCACAGGCCCCUUCGUGCUGUCCGGGUACAGCGGCUACAAGCAGGUGCAGACCCCCAGGGGCCGGCUCUUCGCCUUCGACUCCGAGGGCCACUACAUGCUGACAUGCUCUGCUACCGGGGGCGUCAUCUACAAGCUCAGCAGGGAGAAGGGCCUGGAGAGCUGCUUGAGCCUGGGUGGCCACCGCGCCCCCGUGGUGACCGUGGACUGGAGCACGGCCAUGGACUGCGGGACCUGCCUCACGGCCUCCAUGGAUGGCAAGGUCAAGCUGACCACUCUGCUGGCCCACAAACUCUGAAGGGCUGCCGGCCAGCACCACGCGUGCACAAGCAGUGUGCCUCAGGUCACUGCUGGACGAGACGAGUGAGGCAGGCUGCUCAUCGGAGGGUGGUACUGCUGUGGGGACAGGCUGCCCGUGGGGUGCGGGACAGACUGGUGGUCCCUGGGCUCUGUGGCCCUCCCCCACCCCCACCGUGGGGUGAUUUCCUGCGAGAGCUCAGGAAGAAAGAAGAAGCCCUGCAGGGCCCGCCGGGGUCCUAAGAGCGCCCCUGUGUUGUGGGGAGUUGUUCCUUUUUCUUAAGAAAAGAUGAUGCCCUCGUGGA
This is a messenger RNA of Echinops telfairi (small Madagascar hedgehog), 2533 nucleotides long. RefSeq names its product WD repeat domain 91 (gene WDR91). NCBI's taxonomy places the organism in Eukaryota, Metazoa, Chordata, Mammalia, Afrosoricida, Tenrecidae. The record is from RefSeq and is a predicted model, not a curated record. Gene Ontology annotation, molecular function: phosphatidylinositol 3-kinase regulator activity; protein binding. Gene Ontology annotation, cellular component: extrinsic component of endosome membrane; early endosome membrane; late endosome membrane. The transcript is spliced from 15 exons. Gene Ontology annotation, biological process: early endosome to late endosome transport. The coding region runs from base 1 to 2229 and encodes 742 amino acids.